This is a messenger RNA of Odobenus rosmarus divergens (Pacific walrus), 795 nucleotides long. RefSeq names its product intercellular adhesion molecule 2 (gene ICAM2). Gene Ontology annotation, biological process: cell-cell adhesion. Gene Ontology annotation, molecular function: integrin binding. Bases 1 to 795 code for a protein of 264 amino acids. The transcript has 4 exons. Gene Ontology annotation, cellular component: membrane. The record is from RefSeq and is a predicted model, not a curated record. Lineage: Eukaryota; Metazoa; Chordata; Mammalia; Carnivora; Odobenidae.
AUGUCCCCUUUUGGCUGCUGGGGACUGCCCACCGCCCUUCUUGUCCUGUUCUGCUGCCCAGGGUCUGGUGAGGGGUUCGAGGUGCACAUGUAUCCGGAGCAGCUUGUGGUGGAGCCUGGAGGGUCCAAGUUGAUCAACUGUAGCACCAGCUGUGCCCAGCCACAGACCGGUGGCCUGGAGACCGCCCUAACCAAGACCCUGCUGGAGUCGGGAGCUCAGUGGAAGCAGUACUUGAUCUCCAACAUCUCCUGGGACACAGUCAUCCACUGCUACUUCACCUGCUUCGGGAAUCAGAAGUUAAAGAGUCUCAACAUCAGCGUGUUCUACCCUCCAAAGCAAGUGCUGCUGAAGCUGCAGCCCGCGUGGGUGGCUGUGGGGAGAUCCUUCAUCAUCGAGUGCCACGUGCCGGCUGUGAAACCCCUCGAGAGCCUCACUCUCACCCUGCUGCAUGGCCAGGAGGCCCUGUGCAACAAGACCUUCGCAAGGGGGGACGACAGCAUCCGAGGGGCCACGGCCACGCACAACAGCACGGCUCACAGGCAAGACGGCCGCCACAACUUCUCGUGCCACGCCCACCUGGAUCUGCGGUCGCUCGGCGGGGGAAUCGUUCACCGCGCCUCUGAGCCCCAGAUGCUCAAGGUCUACGAGCCCAGGCCAGACAACCAGAUGGUCGUCAUCAUCUCCGUCGUGUCGGUGCUGCUGCUCUUGUUCGUGACGUCUGUCGUCCUGUGCUUCGUCUUGGGCCAGCACUGGCGCCAGAGGCGGAUGGGCGCCUACGGGGUUCAGGAUGCUUAA